AUGGCCGAGGGUAGUGCGGACCAGCGGAUUUUAGUCCAACGAGAGCGUCGGCAAGGAGAUGUCAUAUCCUCACAUCGGGCAAUAUUGACCUUAUCAAAGUCUAUGUUUAAUGCUGGAUGUUUUUCGUUGCCUUAUGCGUGGAAGUUGGGAGGAAAAUGGGUAAGUUUCUUUGAUAUUGUUUUAUGUGUUUAGAUGGAUGUGGUAGUUUUUGAUAUAACAAUGAAAACUGUUGGUGGUUUUGGCUAAUUUUUGUUUCAAAAAAUGUAUCAGAUUCUGAUGGUGAUGAACGAAAAACAUCACAUUUAUAUAAUGCUAUUUUAGGUAUCUUUUGUGCUGACAUUCGUAAUCGCUGGAUUGAACUGGUAUGGGAAUCACAUUUUGGUCAGAUCAAGUCAACAUUGGGCUAAAGAGUAGGUUUUGGUGUCUUUUAAAGAUAAAGAGAUAUCUACUUUAUUACUUUUAAUUUGGUUUAUUGUCUUAUUUAAUGUUUUGCUAAGUUAUACAUUAAUAUUGUUGUAGAACCGGUGUCCCAGCUUUGGAUUAUGGGCAUUUUGCAAAGCGUGUUCUAGAUGCUUGUGAAUUUCCAUUUCUCCGAAGAAACUCAAAAAGGCUCAUGUACUUUGUCAACAUCACAAUCCUCUUCUAUCAGCUUGGAAUGUGUUCAGUAGCUAUAUUGUUCAUCUCAGACAAUAUGGUAAAUCUACUUGGGCAUUGGUUUGAUGGAUCAGAUCACACAAAGACUGUAAUUAUGGCAACAAUUGCUAUUGCUUUCAUUUUGGUAACAAACAUGUUUACUGAGAUGAGAGUAGUCAGUGCAUUUGCCAUGGUAUCUUCGGUCUUCUUCAUCUUGGGUGCUGUUGUUAUCAUGAACUACACUGUGCAACAACCGAAUCAUUGGGGUAUAUUGCCGGCUUACACUGAUUUUAGAGGCACAAUAUUGUUUAUUGGCAUGAGUAUGUAUGCUUUUGAGGGACAGACUAUGGUAAGAUAUUUAGUUAUCUUAAAUAUAGGUAACUAUUACCUUGAUAUAGGUAAUAGUUGAAAACGAUUAGAAAAGGUUGUCUUUUUAUGCUCAAAAAGUGAUUACUGACAGUGUAAAGUGAUAUUAAUGUUAAAUUUAUUUUUUAGGUAUCAAAAAUAUAUUUUCAGAUUUUACCAGUCGAAAACAAGCUAGAGAACCCAGAAGACUUUUUGGACCACUUCGGUGUAUUACCUACCACAAUGUGUCUCUGCACAUUAUUUAUGACAGCUAUCGGAUUCUAUGGUUAUAAUGGAUUUGGUGAAGCCAUUAAGCCAACAAUCACAAUGAAUGUACCUCUGAAGGGAUUGUAUUCUGUUGUCAACGUCUGUUUGAUGAUUCAAGCGACAUUGGGACAUUCGAUUGCUAUGUAUGUUGUGUUUGACAUGUUCUUUAAAGGAUUCAACAGGAAGUUCAGUGCCAGAUUUCCGAGUGUUCAUAAACAGGUAAGAAUUGCGGAUAUUGUAGUAGGAUGUGUGUGUUUUAAUAAAACUUUAUCAAUAUUAUCAUUUUUAACAAUAUUUGGAGGAUAUUGUAGUAGAGAUAUUGUAGUAGAGUAUUGACUUAUUUUGGCAGUUUUUAACGUUAAAAUGAAUUUAACAAGUUUAAAGCCUCUUAUUUUAGGUAGUAGACAAAGGAUUCCGCAUCUUCUGGGUCAUGUUAACCUACUUUAUGGCCAUUCUCAUCCCGAAACUUGAAAUCAUGAUCCCAUUGGUUGGUGUCACAUCAGGCACGCUGUGUGCUUUGGUAUUUCCUCCGAUAUUCCAGAUGUUAACGUUCUGGAAGGAAUGGAAAGAAAAACUAACACCGCGACAAAGGUACACACAGUUGGGUAUCAACUUCACGGUAAUCACGAUAGGGUUCUGUGCGAUUGCGGCUGGUCUAUAUGCGAAUGUGUACGAGAUUAUUGAGGCUUUCCAACCACCAAUACCUAUUUAA
Bursaphelenchus okinawaensis is the source of this 1957-nucleotide messenger RNA. The record is from the annotation of a GenBank genome assembly. NCBI's taxonomy places the organism in Eukaryota, Metazoa, Nematoda, Chromadorea, Rhabditida, Aphelenchoididae.